AGGAGUCGAACGCUCAUCGGGAGAAAGAGGGGAAGGAUCUGGUUCCACGGCAGAAGGUGUGACUACAUUAGGAGCUUGCUUACACGUGUCAGGAACUUUGGUCUGCGGACGGGAAGGAAUUUGCAAUGAUGUAUAUGGUAAAUUAUAGACAAUCUGUUGCUGCAAGCUGCCCGGUGUACGAUAAGACACCUGCGAUGAGUGUGUGUCGCACAAGAAGACAAGUAUUGCUGGGAAGCUGCACCGCACAAGAUGGUUCAAGUGCUAGGACAACGACGAAAUUUGACGUGACGCCAACAACAGGUUGAUAUGGGACAAUGCAUCUCGGGUUGUUCGGCAGUGGAAACAUUAACGCAUGUGAUUUGGUGGACGACGCUGGUUUCCGGGAUGAAAGUCUUGGCCAAAAUGUACCAGCAGCAAUAUCGACAAGCUCGGAGCCGAGUAAUUCUGGAUCAGAGGAUACGUUGCCAGAUGAUAGUAAAUUUAGAACAAAAAAUGACCUGAAUAUGAGGAGCCAUUCCAUGGAACAAAACUCGCCAAUGGCAGCAACAUGUUAUGUUGAGGGGGAGGUUGGACGCUUUGCAGACACCAGUGCUGCCGCGGAAGACUUGCUAUGGUUCGCAAGAAGUGGAAGUUCACGUGAUGGUGGUGCGGGUGGAGUAUAUAGAUACACCGAAGUGGAUGGUGCUGAUGUUGUCGACGACUUCUACGACAAUGUCCAGUGUUGCACCGGACGCACCGGACAUGAACUUGAAGAGGCAUGGUUUCGGCAUAUGGAACCAGAAUUGCUAACGAUGUCAGGAUACGAGCUCAGGGAGGAAUUCACAAUCGGCGCGCAUAUGACUAGGAAGGGGGUGGAUGCUGUGGUACGGUUAUUUUACGACCGUGUAUUGGUUGGAACGGACGAUGCAACGAACAAUUCUGGGAAGCUCCUUGGGAACACUGGUUUCGUGGUAAGCUGAAAAGGCUGAAAAAGAUGUGGACUUCGAGAGAAUUCGGAUGAUCAUGAUACCCCACGACGUUGAGUACUCCUGGAGUCUGUAUGUGUUCGGUAAACAAAGGAAACAAGUGACAGUACUGGAUCCUGUGUUGACAUGUUACUCAGCAGCUAGAUAUAAGACAAAGCAUGGCGCAAUACUGGAGUUGCUUAUUGAAGGCAUGUCCAGAUUUGGAAAGAUAGCACAAGGAGGAUGGGUUUGAAGUCUGAUGAAUGGAAGAUUACAAUGGUCGCUAGUCCAUGAACUCACUAAUUAACUAAAACAUUUUAGAAAUAUAGUCGUCACGGGAACUCGAUUUCAAAAUACAAAAGAUUAUUUGUCUCUAA
This is a messenger RNA of Brachypodium distachyon (stiff brome), 1321 nucleotides long. RefSeq lists its product as uncharacterized. NCBI's taxonomy places the organism in Eukaryota, Viridiplantae, Streptophyta, Magnoliopsida, Poales, Poaceae. The record is from RefSeq and is a predicted model, not a curated record. The transcript is spliced from 8 exons. Bases 315 to 959 code for a protein of 214 amino acids.